AUGGAGCCUAAUCUCGAGGUACCGUCAAACGUCCCGGCAACAGCGGCGCGACCCGUAUUCCCCGACAACCUUCGUCCCUUCCCGUUCCUGCUGGUCCUCGUCGGUCCGCCAGGCAGCGGCAAAAGUAGAUUUGCUGGACUCUUGAUCGCGGAUGCCGCGUUACGAUAUGAGCGCGUUUGCCAGGACGUGGCGUCAGUGCGAGGGACACCUGGCACUCGGAAGCAGUGCUUGGCGCAAGUGAGGCGGCACCUGCUAUCCGGAGCGAGCGUGGUGCUGGACCGCUGCAACAUGAGCGUGGAGCAGCGCGCCGAGUUCCUCGCGCUCGCGCGCGCCUGCAACGUGCACUCGCACGUGCUCGUGUUUGACCUCCCCACGGCGCUCGUCGUGCAGCGCGCGGUCAACCGAGUCAACCACGAGGGCGGCGUGCAGGGCCCCAGGGCUGCGAGCAUCAUACGGCACCAGAUGAAGAUGCGCGAGCCCCCUGCUGCAACAGAGGGCUUUCAGCGCGUCACUGUGUGCCACACUGACGCCCAAGUCGACCAGGCGCUCGCCUUCUACUGCGCCCUCCGCCCCUCGGAUGUUGCUGUUAGUGGCGGUGGUCCUGGUGCUGCUGCUGGUGCCGCUGCAGAGGUUCCUGGUGUGCUGAUGCAGCAAGGACCAGGGGAAGAGGAGCUAGACGCGCGGGUACGGGAGAUGCAGCUGGGGCAGCGGACAGGGGGAGAAGAGGCGCAAACGCAGGGACAGCGAGCAGAGGGGGCGAGGCAGGGAGGACAGAAGGGGCUAGGGCGCGUUUAUAAGCAUGGGCCUGCAGAUAGAGAGCGGGUGAGCAGAGACGCACCUUCCCACGCCAUAGCGUGUAGCCGUGCUGCUGCUGCUACUGCUCCUCUCUCUGCUGCUGCUUCUCCACUCCCAUCUACUGUAGGUGCUCCUCGUGUGUUGGGAUCUGAUCCUCCCUUUUCUGCUGCCACGCCAGGGACCGAGGAGCAACCGGCAGGAGGGAAGAGGGAGGAACAUGGGGAGGGGAAUGUGGAGGGGGAUGGGGAGGGGGGAGGGAAUGUGGCGGAGGGUGGGGGAGGGAGAGGAGGGUAUGGGGACAGGGAGGGGGGGGAUCUAGUGAAGGGCUGUGAGAAGAAGUGGGAUGGGGAGGGAAUGGGGAGGGUGGUAGAGAGAAGAGGAGAAAUGGUGGACGAUGGGGAUAGGAAGAGACGGGCGAAAGAGGGAGCAAGAGGUGAUGAAGAGCAGCAAAAUGCACUGAGAAACCGAGAAGAAGUGGAGAAGAAGCAAAUGCGAACCAUGUGGUUCGGUCAGAGUCAAGGUGCGGCUAGCAGGGUAGACGUAGGCGUGGGAACAGUAGAGGCACGUGCUGCUGUAGCUGCGCCUGUAGCUGCGCCUGUAGCUGCGCCUGUAGCUGCGCCUGUAGCUUCUGCCAUGCCUUCAGCAGAGGCAGUGAGAAUUAGAGCAACGGAAGGUAGGAAUAUGGGCACGAGUAGAGUAGGCGAUCGUGGCACUUCACAGGCUGGAGUGUAUGAUGUGAGGCGGUUCUUCUGUGCUAAAUCGCAAAAGGAAGCUGCUAUCAACAGGGAUGCAGGGAUGGGCAGCAGUGGAGGGAGGAGAGAUGGGGUUGAUGGAUUGAGAUGCGACAAACAUGGGGAGGUCACAGGAGCAACGCACCUCAGCCUCGUGGACGGGCGGGGGGAGGGCCUUGUGGAUGCGCGGGGGGAAGGGCUCGUCAAUGGGCGGGGGGAUGGUUGCGCGGAUGGGCGGGGGGAGGGCCGCGGAGAGGAGGGUGAGUUGCGACAAUUGCAGGCACAUGGGGGUCUGGAGGGCUCGUAUGGGUUGAGGCAAGACGGAUGGGAGCAGUUUGCUGCUGCUGCUAACGAAGGGGGCGAGAAAAACGAGGGUCAGAGGCGAGAAGGGGAGGGAGGAGCCAAGGAAGGCGAGCAGGAGCAGCAGAAGCAGGAGCGCAGAGGGCACUGGAAGGCGCAAGGAAACAGGGGAGAGGAGAAGGGUGAUGAGCAAGACGAGGACGAGCAACAGCAGCGGCCACAGCCCCCCCAGCAGCAGCAGCAGCAGCAACAACCGCAGCAGCAGCAGGCAGCAGGGCGGUGGGUGUUGGCGUUUCCGUCCAUCUCAACAGCGGACUUCAAGUUUGACAGAGAGAGGGCGGCCGCGGUGGUGGUUGACUGCGUGACUGAGUUCCUCUGGCGCAACGGGGGUAGCAGCCACGGCAGCACCACUGCCAGGAGUGCGGGUGAAGGCCGAGUGGGUGGGCCGAAUAUGAACCCCCGCCGCCCCAACUGCCUGGAUGGUGACUAUAACGAGGGGGAGAGGCUGCUCAGGUCCGCGUAUGGGGCGCUCUUUAGAGAAUUCCGCCUGCUGGCAAAAGGGGGGGAGGAGGGGCGCGCGGAGAGGGGGGGCGGAGGGGAGGAGGGAGUGGGGAGAGUGGGGGCGACGGAAACAGAUGGAGAGCGGGAGAGAGGGAUGGGAAGGGGUGUGGAAGGGCGAGGAGGUUGGGGGGGUGUGGGAGAAGGUUUGGUUGGAAAAGGGGGAUUGGAUGGAGCAGCAGAGGGUGGGAUGGGGGGAGAAGGGCGGAUGGUGAAGGGGGUUGAGGAGGCACGUGAUGGGCUUGCAGGGACGAACGUGAGAGAGUUUGUGGGAGGAGAAGAGAGACGAAGGGAGGAGAUAGAGAAGGGUGGGUCGUGGGAGGAUGGGGCAGGUGGCGGAGUGGGAAUGAGGAGAAGAGGGAGCGUUGCUGGGGAUGAUUACGGGAAGGGGAAGAGGAAAGCUUGUGCUGAGGAUGAGGAUGGGGAGAGAGGCGAGGGCGAUGAGAGGAGAGGAGUGGAAGCGGGGAGUAAGCGGAGAAAAAGAAAGGGGGAAGGUGAGAGGGAAGGCGAGGGGAGUAGGGAGAUUGAAGAAAAUGAGAGGGGGGAGGGGAUGGAGGAGGAGAAGCAAGGGGAGGAGGGGGUUGGAGGAGGACUGGAAACGGGAGAGGAGGGAGAGAGGAACAUGCAGGGUUUAGAUCGAGGCGGUGUUGAUUAUGCCCAUGCUCACUCUCAUGCUGCAGCUGGUGGUGCUGGUGGUGCUGGUGGUGCCAGUGGCAUUGACGAUAUAGCACCACUUGUGGCAGCACCAGCAGCAGCGGAUGAUGCCCCAAGCACUGCUGAUUCCCCUCCAGCGGCUCAGGUGCCUUCUGUGGAUCCCCAGGUGGUUACAACAGAGCGCCAGGUACCUCUAGCAGAACCUCAGGGCAGUGCAGGCCGGCAGACGGCAGGAGAGAUGGUGAUGGGCGCUGUAGGGGGGGGAGGGGAUCAGGCGAUGGGGGUGUGGGUGGGCCGGGGAAGGGCAGCAUUUCGACCGAAUCUUGAAAGGGUGGUGGAGGAAGAGGGGCGAUAUGGGGGGAGAGACGAGGGGAGAGAUGGGGGGAGAGACGAGGGGCGAGAUGGGGGGAGGGAAGAGAGGAGAGGAGGGAGAGAGGAGGGGAGAGUAGGGCGGAUUGAUAGGGGCAGAGAUGGAGGGGAGAAAAUGCUUCAGGGAAGGGGUUUGGAGGAGGGGAGAGGUGGGGAAGGUGGGGUUGUUGGAGGGGGGAGGAGAGAGGGGGGCGGUGACGGGGUGAGGGGAGAGAGGGAUUCUGGAGGAGGGGUGCAGUGGUGGAGGAGGAACGAGGGGAGGGGUGUGAUAGGGAGUGAGAAGGGAGGAGAAGAAAGAGGAAAUGCUGGUGGUGGUGGUGAAGGGGGAGAAGCUAAAGGGGGAGGGGGAGGAGGAGGGGGAGCGGGAGGAGGGGGUGGUGGUGGUGGUGGUGGCAGUGGUGGGGGUGGGGUUGGUGGUGGGGGUGAUGGUGGAGGAGUGAGGGGAGGGGGAGGAGGAAGAGCAAGUGACAUAGGGGGAGGGGGCAGCGCAGGAGGAGCAGGGAGUGGAGGGGGAGGAGGAGGGGGAGGGGGCGGAGGCGGCAAGCGCAAGGAGGGGCAUGGUGGGGCGGAAGGUUCCUGGAAGCACGCACUGAGGGACAUUGCGAUGCGGCCGGAGAGGCACGGCGACGUGGUGCUGUUCUCAGAUGCUUCUGUGGUGGUGAUCCGUGAUAAGUACCCCAAGGCCCGGCACCAUCUGCUGGUGAUCGCACGAACGGACGGAGUGGAUCGCAUCAUCGACGCCACAGCAGCGGAUCUGCCUCUGCUGCGCCACAUGCUGGCAGUAGGGCAGCUCUGGGCGGCACACUCCGUCUCACCCUCCUCCUCCUCCAACCCCACUCUUGGAUCCGGCAAUGCACCCAAUCCCACUCCUGCCUCUCGCGCCACACCACAACAGGACAGCUUGCAGCAGAAACCACCUGAAAAAUCUCCUGAUGCUGCGGCCCCAGGGGUGUCAGGUGCUGUUUCAGGUGAUCGGCCAGGGGGUGGUCCGGGCAGUGAAGGCGAGCACGCGAGGGAGAAGGCUCUGCCUGGGAAGGGAGGGCUGGGUGUGCCUAUAACGAGGGGCCCUGGGCCAGGUGUGACAACAGCGGGGUCAUCGCCACCUCAGCCACUGCGCUUCCGUUUCGGCUUCCACCAGGUACCGUCCAUGCAUCAGCUGCACCUGCACGCCAUAAGCCAGGACCUGGACUCACCCCAUCUGAAGCACAAGAAGCAUUGGAACUCCUUCGCCUCGCCAUUCUUCCGCGAUGCCCUCCAGGUGAUUUCCCAGAUAGAGCAGCACGGCCAUGUGCUGCCAGCUCUGCCGUCCACCCACAUCUCCUCAUCUGUAGCCGGACAGAACCUCUUCCCGGGCUCAGGUGAAACUUCUCCCAGGGCUCCCCCAGUUGCUAUAGAGGCAGGAGCGGGAAAAGGGGGUGGUGCAGCUGUGGCAGAGGGUGCAGCUGUAGCAGCAGCAGAGGCAUUGGGCGGGUUGGCAAUAGCAGGUGAUGGAGAAGGUAUCAAAACUGGAGAGAAGGUUCCAGCACACGGAAGGAUCAAUGCUGAAGUCUGUGGAUUGCUCUGCAAGCUUUUUGACUCCUUUACCACUAAGUGUCAGAGACUACCAUGUUCAUUCUACGGUCUUCCUCCAUCUCGACAAUAUUUCGGAGUGACUUCAGUCGGUCAUACGAUCUACGUUAUUGGCGGACAGACCAUAGACAACACAGGCAUAAUGACUGACUUGACCUUCUCUGCUUCAGUUGACUCCUAUAACCCGCUGACAAACACAUCAAAGUCGCUUCCUUCGCUCACAACUCCACGCAGCAGAUUCGCGUGCUGCGCUUCUUCUGACGCGGUUUUCGUAAUCGGAGGUGUUACUAACGGGUAUGAGGUGCUUUCCUCGAUUGAAGUGUUCGAUUUGAGACAGGAUUGCUGGCUCCAAGCAUCAAGUCUUCCAGCACCCAGACAGGGAGCUCACGCACAGAUCAUUGGGAACCGGCUGUUCGUUCUUGGGGUUGUUCAUCCUCGUUAG
Messenger RNA from Closterium sp. Yama58-4, 5418 nucleotides. The record is from the annotation of a GenBank genome assembly. Lineage: Eukaryota; Viridiplantae; Streptophyta; Zygnematophyceae; Desmidiales; Closteriaceae.